AUGAACGGGAUCCCUCACUCUCAGUUGGCACCUCUGCCUGACCGAGUGCCCUUCCGCAUUGUUUCUCCCACCAUCGGCUCGGGUGCAUACGCAUGCAUCAAGAAAGCUGCCCCUCUCGCCGCCGACAACCCCGUCUUCGCAGUCAAAUUCAUCAACAAACUCUUCGCCCAGAAGUAUGGCCGCAUCAAGCAAAAACAGCUGGAGAUGGAGAUAUCCCUACACAAGCACAUUGGUCUACACAAGAACAUUAUCGAGUUUUACGACCAUGGUGACGAUCCAGCUUGGGUUUGGAUAGCAAUGGAGCUGGCCGAGGGAGGCGACCUUUUUGACAAGAUCGAAGCCGACGCAGGCGUUGCGGAAGACAUUGCGCACGUUUAUUUUACCCAGCUCAUUAGUGCAAUCGGCUACAUGCACUCCAAGGGCGUGGCUCACCGAGAUAUAAAGCCAGAAAACGUUCUUCUAUCUGCGGACGGAGAUCUCAAGAUUGCAGACUUUGGAAUGGCCACCCUAUUCGAGUACCACGGCCGGACGAAACUAGCGACUACGUUGUGCGGAAGUCCGCCUUAUGUUGCUCCAGAGGUUCUUUCAUGUAGUACACAAGCUGGCACGAAAGGAAGUGGUUACGCGGCCAACACGGCGGAUAUCUGGUCAUGUGGGGUUGUCCUUUUCGUCUUGCUUGCAGGAAAUACCCCUUGGAGCAAACCAGUCGAGGGACGGGAUGAGUAUGGGAGACCGAAUGAGUUCAGCGAGUACGUUCAGAGCAAUGGGAAGCCGUCGGACGAGUUGUGGGACUCGCUUCCGCUAGAGGUGCUGUCCCUCCUCCGCGGCAUGAUGAGGGUCGAUGUGAAAACGCGAUUCUCCCUUGAGGAUGUACGCCGGCAUCCUUGGUUUACCAGGCCGAACAGAUUCAUGGACCAAAAGGGUCGGCUAAACGACCCGAUCACUAUGGCCACGAACAUGUUUGAAUCCCUCCGUGUCAGCUUUGAUGCAGAUCCCUUUGCAGGGACGCAGAGAAGUCAAAAACUGGACGCCAUGGACAUUGAUGGAGAUUUCCGGACCAAAUUCGCGUCAACCCAGCCAGAAACGCCCGGCGAAGAUAUGCUAUUUGACUGGGACCGACCAAAACACCUUGCCGUGUCAAGCACUCAGGUGGGGGCGGGUCUCACGUCGGCAACACAGUCGAUAUCGACAGCACAAUAUCUCGAAGACGAACCUUCCAUGUCACAGUUUCAAUCCAACCCAAGCGUCCCCCUCAGCCGGACGCAGAUGGCUCGACGAUUUCACGACAUCUUGCCCUCGUCAGGCCUGACAAAGUUCUAUUCUGGUUGGACGCUGAAUCUCCUUGUCCCUCGUGUCCUCGAGGCUUUAAGCCGAUUGGGAGUUCCCGCUCCAAACAUUCCUCGCCGGCCCACGGCUCAAGAUUACGAGUGUUUGGUGAAAGUGAAAACGCAAGAUAGUCGCGGAUGUCCCCUGAGCGGCAACAUUGCAAUGGAAGUGGUCAGCGAGGAGGGACUGGUCGAGGUGUGUUUUGUCAAGGCUUCGGGCGACCCCUUGGAGUGGCGGAGGUUCUUCAAACGGAUGGCUGUGCUGUGUCAGGAUGCGGUUGUCAAGCCAGAAUUUUGA
Fonsecaea multimorphosa CBS 102226 is the source of this 1623-nucleotide messenger RNA. RefSeq lists its product as uncharacterized. Gene Ontology annotation, molecular function: protein kinase activity; ATP binding. Lineage: Eukaryota; Fungi; Ascomycota; Eurotiomycetes; Chaetothyriales; Herpotrichiellaceae. Bases 1 to 1623 code for a protein of 540 amino acids. The record is from RefSeq and is a predicted model, not a curated record. The transcript has 2 exons. Gene Ontology annotation, cellular component: site of double-strand break; nucleus; cytoplasm. Gene Ontology annotation, biological process: protein phosphorylation; mitotic G2 DNA damage checkpoint signaling.